CAAGGUUUCUGCGCUUUCGCAUUUCGCUCACUUCGCCCUGGCGGCCGCGUGAUGGCUGCCCACCGCAGGGGCCGAUCUCGUUCGCCAUAGCCGCACAGAUACCUGCAGGCCCAUCGAGCCGGCGAUGUGUUCCUCGUGCAGGUGGCCAAGGACGGUGAUGAUCUGCCCAACAACCACCCAUGGCGCACGUCGCUCGCGUAGCAUCGCCUGGCGAAGGACGUUCACAUCACCCACGCGCUGAAAUCGUUCCGCAUUGUGGUUUUUGCGUCAAAUGUGGUUGGAGCCGCGCGGGUUUCCCUCGGAAACUGAAGUUGGAGUGCGAUCAGUGCCCCGAUACCCGCUACGCUAGGAAGUGCCUCGAGCCUACGGGCAGUUCCCAUUCCCAACCAUCAAUGGCGACGCGGAGUUUUGGACGGGCGAUGGCCGCUGGAGGCGGUUGCCACCAUUCGUUGCUCUGCAGUUCGCGCGGCCUGCGCCAGAUCCAGCUCAGGGCCAGGGCAGAGCUUUGCAAUGGGUGCCAUUGUGCAUCGCUGCUUUUCUUGCCCAGACGCGCGGCAGCCUUAUCUUGUAUUUUUGAUCAGACAUGUCGCUCGCCCCCAGACGCGUGGCCAGCAAUUGCUUUGACUCGAUUGCUCGCUGGCAUUUUGCCUCGUUCUUUCCGCGGCCUUGGUCGCGAGAUUCAGUGCACGAGCAGUUCGGAUCGCCUCCUCAGCGGCUUCGGCCGCGCGCGGUCGUGUUUUCCAUUUCAGCUACUUUCUUUUGCGCGGCGAGGAACAAUGGCAGGAGCAAAGCCAGGAGAACGCGGCCUCGGGAGGCCUGGGAGCCCCCCCCUGCGCUUCGGGCGCCUCGGGCGCUUCGCCGCGCCGCGAGGCCGCCAGGCCUCCCACGCCCUGGCGCCUAGCCGCCCGCGACGGCCCCCUUUUCCUCCCUGUUCCCUUCCGCGCCCAGGAGAGACGUCCCUCCUCCUCCCCUGGGCCCGCCAGCGGACCACCUCCGUCCACUUUUUUGGCCCGCG
Messenger RNA from Prorocentrum cordatum, 1015 nucleotides. Lineage: Eukaryota; Dinophyceae; Prorocentrales; Prorocentraceae. The record is from the annotation of a GenBank genome assembly.